This is a messenger RNA of Oncorhynchus masou masou (cherry salmon), 3706 nucleotides long. RefSeq names its product out at first protein homolog. The record is from RefSeq and is a predicted model, not a curated record. Lineage: Eukaryota; Metazoa; Chordata; Actinopteri; Salmoniformes; Salmonidae. The coding region runs from base 576 to 1400 and encodes 274 amino acids. The transcript has 4 exons.
UUUUACAACGCUCGUUGAAUUUACAGCUCCGUCGCUGAAAGUUUCGAGACCAUGCAAGUAGUCUAUUCUGCAGUAGUUUGGAUGACCGAAGGAAGUGACGGGACUGAAUGAGAAAAAGAGAAGAAAAAAAAUACGAGGAUAAAAACAGAAAGCAGAAUACGAAGUAACGUGCUGUGUUACGAUCAAGAGAGUGUGUGUGGUGGUACUGCAUCGCGUAUGAUUCUGAUAUGCAUGGAAGUCGCGCUGGGUAAAAGUUUUCUAAUGGUUACAAAAUAGCUGUGAAAUUAAAAACCGAGAUUGAGGGUUUUAAUCGAGGUGGGUUUACCUAUGCGUUGGAGUCGCGUUAAUGUUCGUACAAAAUACAUCACUCACGUCAUGAAUUCUAGUUUAAAGGUAUGGAAGACGGAGCAAUUGCUUGGAUUUCAUUUUUUUUUUACAAAGAAUAAAUAGCAAAAGGGCUAUCUGAAACGGAAAUGCAACUAAAUAAUUAGCUAGUGAUAUUGAAUAGAGACCGUUGGAUUUCACCUGGACUUGAGUAUUUUUCCUCUGUCAAGUUCAGUUCUGAGUCUUCUGGAAUGUUUGGGAGUUGUGUUCUACCGGUUUCAGCUGGGAUACAUGCAUUUCUCUGGGCACUAAUAUUUUUAACAACGUUUGGACUUUGUUCAGAGUUGAAGGUUCGAGUUCGUUUAGCUGAUGGACAAAUCACAGAGGAAGUUCUAGAAGCAGACAGUGAAAAAGACUCCAUCACACUUGAGUUCAAACAGGGAGAUGGAACUCUCAUAACAUUUGUCGCUGACUUCAAACAGGAUGUGAAGAUCUUCCGGGCGCUCAUCCUUGGGGAGCUGGAGAGGGGCCAGAGCCAGUACCAGGCCCUGUGCUUCAUCUCGCGCCUCAACCACAACGAGUUCAUCCCCAGCGAGUCCAUGGCCCGACUCAGACAGAAAAAUCCUCACGCCAUCCGCAUGGCAGAGGAGAGGCGGGGCCUGGACCAGCUGACCAUGAACGUGGCGCUGAACCUGAGCCGGGCAUGGCAGCUCAGCAGCCACAUCUACAACAUGUGCAGCGAGGCCCGGGAGGCCAUCUACACCCGGGAGAGGGACGUCCAACAUUGGCUGGAGAGAGGAGUGGAGGGCUCCGUGUUUGAGAUCCUGCCCCAGUCGGUGGACGUGGUCCCGGUCCUGCUGUCGUGCCGCUCUACAAGAGACGUGUGGCAGCCCUGCUCCUGCAGCUUCAGCCUGCGCCUGGAGUGGUACCCCUGCCUGCUCAAGUACUGCCGCAACCGCGACACCACAGGCAAAGGCAGCCCCUACAAGUGUGGCAUCAAAAGCUGCAGCAAAGGCUACCACUUCACCUACUAUGUCCCCCACAAACAGCUCUGUCUCUGGGAUGAGGAGACUUAGCAGCACACUCGCUGUGUGGUCAGACUCUUCCCCCAAACAAACCAAUGUUUUUCUUUUACUCCCUUAUUUAAUUUGGAAAUCACGUUGGGAGUUGAGUUCAUCCCAAAACCACUGGGCUGCAUCCUGUCGUGAGAUGAUAGUAGUUUGAUGCCUUACAUGGAGAAGGUUGAAAUUGAGGCCAAAACCUUUUUUUUUGCGAUAGGAGCCAUUUUCUCUCUAACUCCUUUUGACACGUCUAUAGGGGACAUUUCCUAUAGUUUGGAUAUGAUGCCUCCGAAGUGUCCAGGUACCUACUGUGACCUUAAAUUACUCUUGCACGUUUGUGCCAAUGUUGGGAAAACAUCUCAAUAUGGCGCAGCUAAUAAGACUACAAGAACCUUCUCUAAUAAGGACACGUUUAUGCAUACGGCUGGACAGUGCAGCUUCUUUUCUACAUUUCUUGCCCCGUGGGAUGACUGUUGAAGGAACAACGUUCCCAUUAUAUUGUCACAGGAAACUGUGGGAUCGGAACAGUCAGUUAGACAAUGACUUAUGACGUCAAUAACACAGCUUUAGCCAGCCCUCUUACUGGUCGAUGGCAACUCGGGUUGCACUCGAUAAUGUGUCUCUGAUGCUGGCAUUAUUUAUUUGGUUGCAAGGUGAAAUUAUACAAGAUUCUUAUGUCUAAAAUGGCUUCUCUUUAAAGUUUUACCUUCAUCACAUUUUGUCUUUGAUUUGUCAAUUACAAGCUUAAUUUCCUCCAAUUCUGCAUCUGUUCGCAAUUAGACAGAAUUGUAGCAAGACAUGAUAUACACAAUGUACAAAACAGUAGGAACACCUUUUCUAAUUUUGAGUUGCACCCCCCUUUGCCCUCAGAACAGCCUCAAUUCAUCGGAGUGUUAACUCGACAAGGUUUCGAAAGCAUUCCACAGCGAUGCUGGCCAAUGUUGACCCCAAUGCUUCCCACAGUCCUUUGGGUGGUGGACCAUUCUUGAAACACCGGAAAUGGUUGAGUGUGGAAAAACCCAGCAGCGUGGUAGUUCUUUCCCAUUCAUCCUCUGAAUGGCACAAACACAAUCCAUAUCUCUAGGCUUAAAAAUCCUUUGUUAACCUUUAUUCUCCCCUGCAUCUACACUGAUUUGAAGUGGAUUUAACAGGUGACGGCAAUAAGGGAUCAUAGCUUUCACCUGGUCAAUGUCAUGGAAAGAGCAGGUGUUCUGAAUGUUUUGUACCCUCGGUGUAUAUUGUGAAAAUUUGUUGCCGUUGUAUUUAGAUAACAGUACAGAAAUUGAUGCUAAUUUAAUGUAUGUUGUUGAAGAGCAAGUUACUUCUAUAUAUUAUAUUACAGUAGCUUCAAUGUUUUUCUUCUGUCAAUGUGAUUUUCUUGGGACCAUAUUUUCAUGAGUCCCAAUUCACAAUGGAAGAUCACCUGAGUAUUUGUAAAUCAUCUGGGGUUGAGAGAGAAUGCCACUCACUUGAACAUCAUUUACAUCUCAAUCACUGAUGGCCAUGAUUUUGUCUUUUUUACAUAGGUUUCAUUAUGACAAACUGUUUCCAAGGUUGAUUUGCUUAUAUUUCAUUAUUCUUUCCAAGUUUGUAGCUAAACCAAAGUAAAGAUUCACAAAGGAAAUAUUCUCCAAGGGCUAAAGUUGCAACCUAUCGGAUUUGAUUUCUGUCCAGGGCCAGGCUGUGUUGGAUCUAAUGCUUACUCAACUGCCUGGCCACUUUCAUUUAUCAUGCAAUACUGCCACCCCCUUUUAAUGCAAUGCAUAGCUCCUUUUUUCCUUUCAAACUCCGACACAUGGAUUAUUGAGAGAAAAAAAACCCCGGUCUAACCAUAGUAAGUUGAACUCUUUUACCACCAUUGUCAGUUCAUUUCAUUAACAUCACAAUUUAUUAUAAAUGUACAUGCAGGCCUUGAUUUUCACUUUGUGAUUCCAUUCCACACGGAACACUUUUUGUUCAGGUAGGACUACAAUUAUCAGCAUUCUGUAGGAAAAAGUCACAUUUUGUUCCACAUAAGAUCACUUGUCUGCUAUCUGAUUGCUAUAACUCACGUCAUUUUACAUCUUGAGUAGCCUAAUGUGUGUUUAGUCAUAUUCAUUAGUAACUGGCACCUAAUUAUGUUUAAUUCUCCUGAUUUAUUCUGUCACAUGCUAAUUCCAUGUCUUUGUUCACUUUGUUUGUAUAUGACCUCUUCCCAACUGACAAAAACCAAAUGUAUUUUUUUUGUUUUACCUUCAAACUGGCCAUUCUAUGGUAACCUAUGUGCCUUAACGCUUAAAUUGAUUUUUGCUAUGUAAAACUAAAAUAAAAUCUCAAACAUA